This is a messenger RNA of Fonsecaea erecta, 1434 nucleotides long. RefSeq lists its product as hypothetical. The record is from RefSeq and is a predicted model, not a curated record. The transcript is spliced from 3 exons. NCBI's taxonomy places the organism in Eukaryota, Fungi, Ascomycota, Eurotiomycetes, Chaetothyriales, Herpotrichiellaceae. Gene Ontology annotation, molecular function: transmembrane transporter activity. Gene Ontology annotation, biological process: transmembrane transport. The coding region runs from base 1 to 1434 and encodes 477 amino acids.
AUGUCUCGCUCAGCAUCAGUCACGACAAAACAUCCCGAGCUCCAAGAUGUCAGGGAAUCUUCUGUUCAGAAGCAUCCAGUUCGCUGGUACCGCUCAACCUUUUACAACGCCACGAUACUUGGUCUCUGCAAUUUCGCGGCACCGGGUAUAUGGGGAGCGAUGAACUCCCUCGGAGCUGGUGGGGAGGAGAAACCGUACCUCGUCAACGCGGCAAAUGCUCUGACUUUUUGCCUCAUGGUGGUGUCGUGUCUCUGCUCUCCAGUCCUCACAAAGUACAUUGGCAUCAGAGGCGCUCUCAUGUUCGGCACUCUGGGCUACGCCCCUUAUGCCGCCGGGCUCUAUACCAACAACCGCUUCGGCACAGAGUGGUUGGUGCUGUUCGGAGCUGCACUCUGCGGUAUUUCGGCUGGCGUAUUCUGGGCUGCCGAGGCCGCUAUUGCGAUGGCGUACCCUGAGCCAUACAACCGCGGAAAGGUCCUGGGGUACUGGCUCACUUACCGCCUUGGUGGACAGAUCCUGGGAGGCGCAAUCAACCUUGGCAUUAAUGUGGACCGAAACGAGGCGGGCAAGGUCAGCUAUACGGUGUACUUGGUCUUCAUCGCGCUGCAGGCGACGGGCCCCUUCGUGGCGGCGCUGCUGAACCGGCCUCGCAAAGUCGAGCGCACCGACGGCCUCAAGGUCGAGUUGGAAAUCCUCGAGCAUCCCUGGCGCGAGCUCAAGGCCACGACACGGACGUUCUUCACCAAGAGAUACCUGCUGCUGGUUCCUUUUAUUGGUCAGGCUGUGUACGCGGAGGCUGUUUUCUUCACAUAUCUCUCACUGUGGUUCAGCGUCCGGGCCCGCGCACUGGGCUCGUUCUUGUCGGGUAUUAUUGCUGUGACAUGUGGCAAUGUUCUUGGUCAUUACCUCGAUCGGACUAAGCUGUCGCUGAAGCUUCGGUCUCGAACUGCUUUCUUCGUCAUUGUUGUGCUGCAAGGCGGAUGGUGGAUUUGGGCCACAGUCCUCGUGACCAAAUUCCGACACACGAGGCCCUCGUACGACUGGACUAGCAGUGGCUUUGGCCACGCAUUUGUUCCUUUCUUGUUCUUGACCACAGGCUUCCAGAUUAACUACUUGUUCUGCUAUUUCAUGAUGGCACAGUUGGCCACAACGCCUGUCGAGAUCAUUCGGUAUGCGGCGUUGCUUCGUGGGACGGAAUCCGCCUGGCAAGCUGUCAGUUACGGGUUGAAUUCAGUCAAGAUCUUUGCCGAAGUAGGCGGAGUGUAUUUCAACUUCGGGCUAUGGGCAGCAGCGUUGCUUCCGGCGUGGUUGGUGGUGAGACACUUUGGCAACGAUGCCAUUGCAUCCACAGCCGAAGGAGAUCAGGGAUUCUCGCGUUCCGAAAGCGCGUCUGCCAACGAGCCUAUCGAGACACGUGUUGAGAAGGAGGUAUGA